AUCAUCUGAUCAAUUAGUUUUUUAUAUAUUAUAUAUAUACAAGUUGGUAGACGUAAAUUAGCACGAAAUGGGUUGAUGAUGAAGAUUGCUAGAUUGAACCUUACGUAGUGGCCUCUAGUAAACGUUGGGGUUGGGUUUGGUUGGCCCAGAUAUGACCGGGAACUAGUAGGUGCACGGUGUUUAGGGUAUUGGCUACACGUUUAUGCUAUUUGUGAACGUCCUAGUUGGCUAGACUGCUAGCUUGACUCAAUUGUUUUCAUAACUUAUAUAUCUUUAAUAAUAUUGCACAAUGGUUUCUGUAAAGAGAGAACGGGAAGCUGACUUUGAAGACGACGAUGACGACGAUGUGCCAUCCAAACUUGGCCGCUCUAAUGACUCAGAAGAUCGAAGAAGCCGCCACUGUCCAUACCUUGACACAAUAAACAGGAGCGUGUUGGACUUCGACUUUGAAAAGUUGUGCUCCAUCUCUCUCUCACACAUCAACGUGUAUGCUUGCCUCAUCUGUGGUAAAUACUUCCAAGGGAGAGGUUUGAAGUCUCACGCCUACACGCACAGUGUGCAGUUCACGCACCACGUAUUCCUCAACCUGCACACACUGAAGUUCUACUGCCUGCCUGAUAACUACGAAAUCAUCGACUCGUCGUUGGAAGACAUCACGUAUGUGCUGAAGCCCACUUUCACCAAACAACACAUCUCUGGAUUGGACAAGCAGGGCAAGCUGUACAGAGCCUACGACGGCACAACCUACCUGCCUGGCAUCGUGGGGCUCAACAACAUCAAAGCCAAUGACUAUGCCAACGUGGUGCUGCAGGCCCUGUCCAACGUGCCGCCGCUGCGUAACUACUUCCUGGAAGAGGAGAACUACCGCGAUAUCCGCCGGCCGCCCGGUGACAUCAUGUUCCUGCUGGUGCAGAGGUUUGGGGAGUUGAUGCGCAAGCUGUGGAACCCGCGGAACUUCAAGGCCCACGUGUCGCCCCACGAGAUGCUGCAGGCUGUGGUGCUCUGCAGCAAGAAGAACUUCCAGAUCACCAAGCAAGGAGAUUCGGUGGACUUCCUGUCCUGGUUCCUGAAUGCUCUCCAUGGAGCUCUGGGAGGGACCAAGAAGAAGCCCUCGAGCAUCACCAAAGUGUUUCAAGGCUCCAUGCGAAUCUUCUCCAAGAAGCUUCCCCACCCUGAUUUGCCGCCGGAGGAGAAGGAAGCCCUCUUGCUGAAGGAGGAGUACCAGGAGGAGAUGUCCGAGUCUACCUUCCUGUACCUGACACUUGACCUGCCCACGGCUCCCCUCUACAAGGAUGAGAAGGAGCAGCUGAUCAUCCCUCAGGUCCCCCUCUUCAACAUCCUGGGCAAGUUCAACGGCAACACGGAGAAGGAGUAUAAAACCUACAAGGAAAAUUUCCUCAAAAAAUUCCAGCUGACCAAACUGCCUCCCUACCUCAUCUUCUGCAUCAAGAGAUUCACCAAGAACAACUUCUUUGUGGAGAAGAACCCCACCAUCGUCAACUUUCCCAUCACCAACGUGGACCUUCGUGAGUACCUGACUGAGGAGGCCCAGGUCACAGAGAAGCACACCACUUACGACCUGGUGGCCAACGUGGUGCAUGAUGGGAAGCCGACCGAGGGAGCCUACAGAAUACAUGUCCUGCAUCACGGAACUGGGAAGUGGUACGAGAUGCAGGAUCUGCAAGUGACGGACAUCCUGCCCCAGAUGAUCACCUUGUCAGAGGCCUACAUUCAGAUCUGGAAACGAAGGGAGAGUGAAGAUGACACAAAUAACCACACAGGGGCGUGAGGAACGCAGGUAAAGAGCGGGAGGAAGGGGGGGAAGGCAGACACGCUGUAGAUUAACUCACAAGAAGACUGUCCCAAGACAACAACAUUUUAUUUGUGAUUCCAAGAAACAUGUAAACAUGUAUUUUUCUUUUUGGAUUUGAUUGUCACUCUACUUUUUAAAUGUAACUUGAAAUGGUCAAAUAAACAUGCUUUAAAAGUAUAUUCAUGUGUAACUAGUUGAUGAGCUUUGAGGUUUUGUUAUUGGUUUUUGAAAAUAAAUGUGUAUGUCACACCAGUCACCUGUGGGUGGGGAGGGUCGUACAGUGACUUGACUCAUCAUCAUUCGUGACCACUCAACUCACCACGCAACAGGGUCCUGACAGGACUUUUCUCCAGGUGUUUUUCAAGUGCCAAUUUGUUUAAAAGUUGACAGCAUUCUGCCUGGGAUGCUGGAGUCCAAACACCCUCUAGUGGCUUGAAGUGGACAUUGUGAUGUCGGAAAUACUGAUUUUUCAAUGGUGUAUCAAGCAAUGAUCAGGUCCAAGUGACUCAUGUUGCAUAGUUGCAUAGCUUUGUAAGAAAUAAACAUUUUGGUGAAAAGAUAUGGACCGUGAAAUGUCUUAAAUCUUUCAAGAGAACAGCAUUAAAAGUUAGAAGGAUAUAGUAUAUAAUACUGGUUAAUGUUGAUUGCAUAGCAUGUGCUUAAAAAAUCAGUUAAAAUACAUCAGUGAAAAUAAAAAGCCAGCAACACAAACAUCAGUGCAUAAUUGAUUACAGUUUCUACUGCAAAAGGAAGAGCAUAAGACAAUAGCGCAUUUAAUUUCAUAAAAAG
This is a messenger RNA of Osmerus eperlanus (European smelt), 2602 nucleotides long. It is a transcript of the gene usp39, whose product is annotated as ubiquitin specific peptidase 39. Lineage: Eukaryota; Metazoa; Chordata; Actinopteri; Osmeriformes; Osmeridae. Gene Ontology annotation, biological process: spliceosomal complex assembly; mRNA processing; protein deubiquitination. The coding region runs from base 290 to 1789 and encodes 499 amino acids. The transcript is spliced from 13 exons. The record is from RefSeq and is a predicted model, not a curated record. Gene Ontology annotation, molecular function: zinc ion binding; cysteine-type deubiquitinase activity.